Syngnathoides biaculeatus (alligator pipefish) is the source of this 2954-nucleotide messenger RNA. RefSeq names its product endoplasmic reticulum-golgi intermediate compartment 1 (gene ergic1). The record is from RefSeq and is a predicted model, not a curated record. Gene Ontology annotation, cellular component: COPII-coated ER to Golgi transport vesicle; endoplasmic reticulum; endoplasmic reticulum membrane. The coding region runs from base 148 to 1020 and encodes 290 amino acids. The transcript has 10 exons. NCBI's taxonomy places the organism in Eukaryota, Metazoa, Chordata, Actinopteri, Syngnathiformes, Syngnathidae. Gene Ontology annotation, biological process: retrograde vesicle-mediated transport, Golgi to endoplasmic reticulum; endoplasmic reticulum to Golgi vesicle-mediated transport.
CCCGCCAAUCACAUCGAACAAAGCGUCCUAAGAUGACGUCAUCCCCGGUACCGAUGAGCAACCGGUAGCUUUUGAGAAGACUAGUGUGCUUUCUGUCGUUUCUGACUUUGUCCGUUAAUACCCCUACCCGGAGAUUGUGCAAGCAUCAUGCCUUUCGAUGUCAGAAGGUUCGAUAUCUACAGGAAAGUGCCAAAAGAUCUCACCCAGCCCACAUACACAGGCGCUUUCAUUUCCAUCCUCUGCUGCGUCGUCAUACUCUUCCUCUUCCUCUCGGAGCUGACAGGAUUCAUAGCCACUGAAAUUGUAAAUGAACUGUAUGUGGAUGAUCCAGAUAAAGACAGUGGUGGGAAGAUAGAAGUGAGUUUAAACAUCAGUUUGCCAAACUUACACUGUGAUUUGGUGGGUUUGGACAUCCAAGAUGAAAUGGGCCGCCAUGAAGUCGGCCACAUUGACAACUCUAUGAAGGUUGCCCUCAACCAUGGAGCUGGUUGUCGUUUUGAAGGGGAAUUUGCUAUCAACAAGGUGCCAGGAAACUUCCACGUGUCCACACACAGUGCCACAGCCCAGCCCCAAAGUCCUGACAUGACUCACACAAUCCACAAGCUGGCAUUUGGAGAGAAGCUUCAGGUACAAAAAGUCCAAGGUGCCUUUAAUGCUUUAGGAGGAGCAGACAAGCUGGCGUCUAAUCCUUUGGCCUCACAUGACUACAUCCUGAAGAUCGUGCCAACAGUUUAUGAAGAUCUGUCGGGCAAGCAGAGGUUCUCCUACCAGUACACGGUGGCCAACAAGGAAUAUGUUGCCUACAGCCACACAGGCAGGAUCAUACCGGCCAUCUGGUUCCGAUAUGACCUCAGUCCAAUCACAGUCAAGUACACGGAGAGGCGGCAGCCCCUUUACCGGUUCAUUACUAGUAUCUGUGCCAUCGUUGGAGGGACUUUUACAGUGGCGGGCAUCAUUGAUUCAUGCAUAUUCACCGCAUCAGAAGCCUGGAAGAAGAUCCAGAUUGGAAAAAUGUCCUAGGACUGAACUUGGAUCCGACCCAUCCCCACACCUGUCUACACCCCUCCGUGUUUUAUUUAUAAGAGCAAAGUAGCCCGUUAUCUAAAUCCAAUCCUGCUUCUUUGUAGAGAAUGUAUCACUGUGACCCGUGAAGGGGUACAAAGCACAGAACCAUCCGCCUCCCGGUUUCCAUCUCAGUUAGCAAUACUGCCUUCAGUGGUCUCUGGUGACGCGGGAAUCCCGAUGAUCACGUCUGCUUCCUCUGGCCAAGCUUUAGAGAGUGGCGGGGAUCAGCCGAUGAAGGUACAGAAAGUCUUUAUCCAUUUGGUACUUCUAUAUAUGUUAAGUUUUUGGAUUUUGUUUUGUUUUCAAGCCAAGCCCAUUUGUAAACAGUUUUUCAGUCACUGUAAAAUAUGAUGUGUGCUUUUAAAUGUUUCCACAAUCAUCCUCACGUUGAGUUGCCGCCAUAGAAGCUGUACUCUUCCCACGCUAUUCACACAGAAUCGAAAAUCUGCAAGUAAUUUUUGCCCUUCCUAAAAUUGUUGACAGUCGCCUAGCCAAUGUUAUUUUGAGAUAGGAGUUGAAUUCAUUCCGUGACCACACUCGUAACUACGGAGCACGUUCCAGCGGAGAAUUUCCCAUAUCGUGCCUGACAUAUUGUCGGGAAUGACAAAAAAACGAUUUUGCACCAGAGGACCCGGACCAUGCCAAAAUGAAAAAUGUAUCAUGUUUGACUUUUAGGAUGUUUUCCAUGUAGUAUGACUCCUUCCACCACAGCCCCGUGACUUGUACUAACAGGAUUGUGUCUCAGUCUUCUAUCUCAAAGGUUUUGGGUUCAACCCUGAGUCUCCUCUGACCAUGUCCUAGUGUACUUGAGCAAAAUAUUGAACCCCCGGUUGCUCCUGAUGCGGUGUAGUUGGCAGAUCAAUGAGCAGCCAUUGUUUGAGUUUUGAGUACCAUGAAUGUAGAAAAGCGCUGUACAAGUGAAACCCUAUUUACAUUUACAUACAUAGAUGUCACACGACAGGCCUGAGCACAAUAACCGUGGCUAUGUUGGUUUUUCAGUAAAUAGUGGAGAAUAGGACAAAAAAAAAUCACCAGAUAGGUGAAUUUGCAAAUUACAAUAAUACAGGGAUUGCUGUACUUCACAGUAAAUGUGGCGCUUAUCCCCCUUCUCUUACACACACAUUCACCAAUGCAAUUUUUUUUAAAAAAACAUUUUACCAGCCCAUCAUUUCCAUUCAAUGUUUUUAUCUUUUUUUCAGCCGAAUUUUCUCAACAUUUCCCAGACAUUAAAAAAAAAGAAAAACAUUCUAACACUAAGAAUGCCAUAUUAAGUCGUUGCAUUCAGAUGAAGACUUGACAAUUAAACGGCAUAAAUAUUGCCUUUUUUGAUGAUCUAAGCAAUUGUUUAUGACGUGUUUUUUUUUUCCCCAUGAGGAUAUGGAAAGACUCCAGAUGUAGAAACUGCUGUUGCAUCUGUUGCAUAAAUGAUCAUGUGAGAAUUUUGGCACAAAGCUGUUAAAAAUUACUUUUCCUCAUUGUUAUUUUACUUCUUUUUUUGUUCCAUUUCUGUGGCCACAGUGCUCCUUCAGUUGUUUUUUUAAGUUCCCUCAAAGCAAACCAAGUACUGUUCUGCUUUUGUUUUUUUUUUUUUUUUUUGACAGAUCACUUCCUAUGUUACAAAAACACUGAGGUCACCCAUUUCCCAAUUUGUAGUCAAUUCUUGUAUUUGAUAAAGGUGGCAAUGAAGUUACUGUCAUUGACAAAGAUUGUUGAUGAAAUGAUAUAUUUAUUUUUUGACAUUUAGGGCCCCCCAAAAAACCCUAAACUUUUCGUUAGUUUCUUUAAAGAGACAAUUUGACUCCUGGUCCCAUUCACAAAUAGGUACUUUUGUAGUCUGGAAAGCAGACAAUAUGUUUGUUCAUUUCAUAAUAAAAGCUCAGAAGCUGAAA